AUGCCGUUUUCAGCAACUCCGGCUGUUGUUUCCUUCGAUCGAGGAUCGAUUUUGGAGUUUUGGAAAUUAAUCAAUACACCCAAGUUUGACCCCGCGACUUUGAAUAAGGAGAAGCUGUAUGGAGCAGUGAAGAUUCAAAAUCCUAAAGAUGGCUUGACUUUCAAAGUAAAUGGACAACGUUCAAAGCCAUUCUAUGAGGGAGUUUCAGCUGGCAUUCGAACUGGCCAUAUGGUGGAUCAACUUCCCUCCAUACCAUCAACUUACAUGAUUGCAUAA
Prunus armeniaca (apricot) is the source of this 276-nucleotide messenger RNA. The record is from the annotation of a GenBank genome assembly. NCBI's taxonomy places the organism in Eukaryota, Viridiplantae, Streptophyta, Magnoliopsida, Rosales, Rosaceae.